UCGCCUGCUACUCCAUGUCGGUAACGGCACCACCACCUACUCCAGCCCGCUCUCCACCUUCCCAGAGAUGUGGCAUGGUGUCUUCCUGCGGGCACUCAUCUCCUCCCUCUUCUUCCAUGUCCCGGCAGCUUUGCUAGUGCUUUUCAUGCUCCGGCACCACAAGUACGGCAGGUUCAUGUCCAUGAGACUUUUGCUGAUGGGCAUCAUGGGAUCCAUUACCGCCGGCAUCCUCACAGGUGCUGCCAUUGCUGGAGUUUACAGAGCUGUGGGGAAAAAAAUGAUUCCCUUUGAAACCCUCAUUUUGGGAGUGGGUCAGACAUUCUGCAUGGUGGUGGUUUCAUUUCUACGCAUUUUAGCCACUCUCUAGCUC
Molecule: messenger RNA, 370 nt
Organism: Pezoporus flaviventris
Lineage: Eukaryota; Metazoa; Chordata; Aves; Psittaciformes; Psittacidae
Product: transmembrane protein 170A-like
Exons: 3
Coding region: 68-367 (99 amino acids)
Biological process (GO): endoplasmic reticulum tubular network organization
Cellular component (GO): endoplasmic reticulum membrane
Source: RefSeq, a predicted model, not a curated record